Hibiscus syriacus is the source of this 1406-nucleotide messenger RNA. Its product is annotated as hydroxyproline O-galactosyltransferase HPGT1-like. The record is from RefSeq and is a predicted model, not a curated record. Gene Ontology annotation, molecular function: hexosyltransferase activity. NCBI's taxonomy places the organism in Eukaryota, Viridiplantae, Streptophyta, Magnoliopsida, Malvales, Malvaceae. Gene Ontology annotation, cellular component: Golgi membrane.
ACAUAAAUAAAAAAACGAGAAAAAAAAGGCCUGAAAGUUUGGUUGCACUGAAAACCCCAAACCCGAAAGACAAGACAAGACCGACAAAAUCGGAGAAUUGCUUUUGACACUGACAGUCUGGUCAUCUGUUGGUCAAUUCCUGAAAUACGGUGCGAAAUUCACAUCUGAUAAAUCUUUGAAAAACAACCCAAUAUUUGCCUACUUCGACUUGGAUCUACUUCUCAAUUCUCGUUUACAUCACUGAAUCUGAGUUUUUUUUUUCUGCCUUCGAAGAUGAUGCAGAGUAAGGGAUCCAAUAGCAAAGUCUCAAAUAUGGUGUUUCGAACACGAAUCUCGUCGUUGUUGAUCUCCAUGUUUGCAAUUUUUGCAUCUUUUUACGUUGCUGGCAGAUUAUGGCAGGAUGCACAAACCAGGGUUUAUUUGAUAAAAGAGCUUGAUAGAGUGACAGGGCUGGGCAAAUCUGCUAUAUCAGUAGAUGAUACUUUGAAAAUCAUUGCCUGCAGGGAACAACACAAGAAAUUAUCGACCCUUAAGAUGGAUCUCGCUGCAGCUAGCCGAGGGUUUACUUCGAAGCGAUCUUCGGAUACUAAUGGAGCUGUUUCAAAGAGAAUACCACUUGUAGUAAUAGGAGUUCCAACAGGAUUUGGCCGUAAGAACAAUAGAGAUGCUAUACGUAAGGCGUGGAUGGGAAGCGGUGCAACUUUGGAGAAAAUGGAAGAAAAGGGCAUAGUUUCACGAUUUGUCAUUGGAAGAAGCGCGGACCGAGGGGACAAUUUGGACAGGAACGUUGAUGAUGAAAAUAGGCAAACAAAUGACUUUAUGAUUCUUGACCAAGUGGAAGCACCUGGGGAGCUUCCAAAGAAGGCCAAAAUGUUUUUUGCUCUUGCUGCAGAUAGAUGGGAUGCUGAUUUUUAUGCAAAAGUCAGCGACGAUGUUUAUGUAAAUAUCGAUGCCUUGGGAGCUACACUUACAUCACAUCUAGAUAAACCUCGAGUUUAUAUUGGCUGUAUGAAAUCAGGCGAAGUUUUUUCAGAACCGAGCCAUAAAUGGUAUGAACCGGAUUGGUGGAAGUUUGGUGAUAAAAAAUCAUAUUUCCGCCAUGCUUCAGGUGAAAUGUAUGUUAUAUCAGGCGCUUUGGCUAAAUUUAUUUCGAUAAACAGAAAUCUUCUGCGCACAUAUGCUCAUGAUGAUGUCAGCGCUGGAUCGUGGUUUUUAGGGCUUGAUGUCAAACAUGUAGAUGAAGGGAAGUUUUGCUGCUCAUCUUGGUUCACAGGAGUUAUUUGUUAUGGAGUUUGAGUUUAUUUACAGACACCGGAAAGCAAAUACGAGGCUGAUGCUAUGGGAUAGGAUGUAUUGUAUUUACAAAUAACCACAAUCUGCUCCCAUUAAUUUGAUGAAAAAGUGCU